UUCUGUCAACUGUCAAAUUGAAAUUUAUUGUCAAUUUUGCCAUUUUCUAAUUUCUAACAAAAACUAGAAACCGAUAUGUCAAGUGAACUUGAUAAUUGGAUAGAAGUUACAAGGCAAUGCAAAUAUUUGCCAGAAACAGAUUUAAAGAAAUUAUGUGAUAUAGUAAGCACGAUUUUAAUAGAGGAAUCCAACGUUCAGCCAGUUUCCACUCCUGUAACGGUUUGUGGUGACAUCCAUGGACAGUUUUAUGAUCUCGAGGAAUUGUUCCGGAAAGGCGGGCAAGUUUCAGAUACGAAUUACGUAUUUCUAGGGGACUUCGUCGAUAGGGGUUACUACAGCUUGGAGACAUUCACAAGACUUCUCACACUGAAAGCCAAGUACCCUAACAAGAUAACGCUGUUAAGAGGAAACCACGAAAGCCGACAAAUCACUCAAGUUUACGGUUUUUACGACGAGUGCAUGACUAAAUACGGCAAUGUAAAUGCCUGGAAAUACUGUUGUGGUGUUUUCGAUUUACUUACUAUUGCUGCGAUUAUAGACGAGAAGAUACUGUGUGUACACGGAGGAUUGAGUCCCGACAUUAAAACCCUGGAUCAAAUAAGGAUACUCGAAAGAAACCAAGAGAUACCCCAUAAAGGCGCUUUCUGCGAUUUGGUGUGGUCUGAUCCCGAAGAAAUAGAAAACUGGGCAACCAGUCCGAGAGGAGCUGGAUAUUUAUUCGGAGUUAAAGUUACGCACGAUUUCAUGAGAAUAAACGCACUCACGUUGAUUUGCAGAGCACAUCAGCUCGUAAACGAAGGUUUCAAGUACAUGUUCGAUGAUAAGCUAGUGACGGUAUGGUCGGCCCCAAAUUAUUGUUAUAGAUGCGGCAACAUUGCCAGUAUUUUGGAGUUCAACACGGCCGAUAAGGGAGAACCGAAAUUGUUCCAGGCCGUGCCCGAUUCGGAAAGAGUCAUACCCAGUAGAAAUAUCACGCCGUACUUCUUAUAAUUUAAUCU
Messenger RNA from Phyllotreta striolata, 998 nucleotides. The record is from the annotation of a GenBank genome assembly. Lineage: Eukaryota; Metazoa; Arthropoda; Insecta; Coleoptera; Chrysomelidae.